Messenger RNA from Aspergillus terreus NIH2624, 1059 nucleotides. Its product is annotated as transcription factor domain-containing protein. NCBI's taxonomy places the organism in Eukaryota, Fungi, Ascomycota, Eurotiomycetes, Eurotiales, Aspergillaceae. The coding region runs from base 1 to 1059 and encodes 352 amino acids. Gene Ontology annotation, molecular function: DNA binding; zinc ion binding. The record is from RefSeq and is a predicted model, not a curated record. Gene Ontology annotation, biological process: DNA-templated transcription. The transcript is spliced from 4 exons.
AUGGCACACUCUCUGGCGGCACCACAUCCUGUCCAUUUAGAUCCACUAGAGCUAGAUAUCUUGAAUCGUCGGGAUGCUUUUGGUUUGCCUGGACGAGAGAUCUGUGAUGCUCUUAUUGAGAUCUUCUUCAGCCGGGUAGCACCGAUACUACCCGUGGUAAAUCGCCAUGAUUUCAUGAGAAGAUACCACGAUCCUGCAAAUCGACCGUCGAUUCUAUUACUUCAGGCUAUUUUUACAGUUGCUUCUAGGUUUUUGACAGAUAAUCUGUCCUCAGGUAACUCCGCAAACACUCCACGCGCGUUUUACAAGAAAGCCAAGGCACUCUAUGAUGCCGGUUACGAGCAGGACAACAUAGCAGUUAUCCAGGCUGUCAUUUUGUUAGGCUUAUAUUGGGAUGGACUAGAUGAUCUUGUUGAAAAUGGAAUCUUCUACUGGAGUCGGCUGGGUACUGCUCUAGCCCAGGCCGAGGGCCUUCAUCAAAGUGAAACAUACGUCGAUCUCGAUCCAUCAGAGAGCAGUCUCCGCAAACGAAUUUGGUGGACACUCUAUACUCGGGACCGGUCCGUAGCUGCAGCCUUCGGACGCCCGAUUCAUAUCAAUACGGACGAUUGUACAGUCGGAGAACUGACGGUGACUGAUUUUGUGGAGCACGAUGAAUAUCUUCAACUCGAGUACCCAGUAGAUGUCACCCACGCUCGAUUUUUCAUUGAAUAUGUCAAGCUCUGUCAGUUGAUGGAUCUAGGCUUGUGUUUAAAGCUCUCCUCCAGAUCAACGCACGACAGCCGAAACGCUGAGGCCGCCCAGUGUGAACUUGGCUUGAAUGAGUGGCUUGUGUCCUGUCCCGCGGAGCUUCACUGGCGACAAGCCCGUCACUCGUUCUUACCGGCAGUCUUGUUUUCGCAGUUCUACACAAUCGUGUGCCAGUUACAACUACUGCAAGAGCCAUGCUCUUCCAGCGAGUCUCAACGCUCUGCAUUCAACGCUGCAUCCACGGUCAUUUCAAUCCUAGAAACUCUUCAGUCCCAUGGAGAGCUACGAUACGCGCCUUCUUUCACGUAA